AUGUUUGGAGGCUCCACCGACAAAUUUGAUUUCUCUGAUAUUGAGGGUAGAAAAAAGAUGGGGCGUAACGAUGAGGAUGGUGGCUGCAGAAUGUCCGGUGCAUCGGGGUUUCUGAUGGUGUUGCUUGCCAUAGCUAUCGCAGUGGGUGUUGGACUGAUCGUGCAUUUCGCUGGAAACCAAAAGGAACUUAAUUGUAACUGCCAGUGUGGACCAGCGGAGGGCGUUGUCACAAUGGCUCCAGAAUUUCUAACGGAAACAUGCAAGGCUAAAGCUGUUCUAGGGAACCAAGAGCUAUGUGGACUGUGUCCGGAAAGAACCACUACACCAUCACAACCGUCAAUGUCCACAACUAUGGGAAUGAGGACAGCAUCAACCAUGCCAAACACUACAAUGCCACCCACCUCUUCACCACACCCGAUCACGGAUACGCGUCUACCUACCUCUGUAAAACCUCUUCACUAUGAGUUAAAUUUGAGACCAGAGAUGUACAAUAACAAGCCGGAGACAUUCACUUUCAAUGGAACCGUGGCUAUAAAAGUAGAAUGCAAAAGUUCCACAGACAAUAUAACACUCCAUAUUGCCACGCAGAAUCUUACCACUACCCCAACUGUAGAGGCAUCAGAUAACACUGAGGUAUCUCCUGUUGUACUCUACACCACUAGGGAUGUGACAAGACAGUUCCUUAUCCUGACUCUAGAUAAACCAUUAGUAGUUGGAAAUCGGUAUGUCGUUCGAUUAGCUUUUGAAGACCGACUGUCCAAUACUGUUCUUUUAGGAAUGUACAUAAGCACCUACAUAGACGAAGCAGCUAAUGUGACCAAAUAUAUUGCAGCAACCCAAUUUGCACCAACAUACGCGAGACAUACGUUUCCUUGUUUUGAUGAGCCAGCAUUCAAGGCGACGUUCGACAUCACAUUGGAGCGACAACCUCACAUCAUCAGUCUCUCAAACAUGCCCCUCGCUAAUUCAAUAACUCUGGGAGAUGGUUACGUUGCGGACCAUUUCGACGUUUCAGUCACGAUGUCGACAUAUCUUGUUGCUUUUAUCUUUGGCGAGCUGGACAGUGUAAAGAAUGUAACGGAAAAUAAUGUUCUGUUUGGGGUGUAUACUACUCACAAGAACAUCAACCAGACAGCGUUUGCACUUAACUUAGGCAGCAGACUUCUUGAUACAUAUGAGGAGUAUUUCAAUAUUUCCUUUGUUCUUCCAAAACUCGAUAAUGUGGGCUUGCCCGACUUUGUGUUUGGUGCCAUGGAGAAUUGGGGGCUGAUGACAUACAGAGAAAUGUUCAUAUUGAACAUGGAAGGUGUGACGACCACACAUGGUAUGGAAUUUACGGCCGAGAUUUUAGCACACGAGAUCUCCCAUUCAUGGUUCGGGAACCUUGUAUCUCCGGCCUGGUGGGAUGAUGUUUGGCUAAAUGAAGGGUUUGCUACUUUCCUGUCUUACCUCGGAGUAGAUCUCGUAGUUCCUUCAUGGGGGAUGAUGGACCUAGUAAACUUGUAUAUCAUACAACCGGUGAUGGACGUGGACAGCGUUGAAAGUAUUGUUCCUAUAUUCAGAGAAGCGUACACACCUGACCAGAUAAUUGGUCUGUUUGACAUCAUCACCUACUAUAAGGGAUGUGCCGUUGUAAGAAUGUUGUGGUUCUUUCUUGGUCCAGAAACGUUCAGGAAAGGAUUAGAGAGAUAUCUGAACGAGAAGGCUUAUGGAAACGGCGCACACGAUGACCUUUGGGCUGCCUUGCAAACGCAAGCAGUCAAAGAUGGAAAGGAUGAUAUUGAUAUAAAAUCUAUCAUGGACUCAUGGAUACUACAAACGAACUAUCCGGUGGUGACCGUCAGGAAGGUGAAUGGAGGCCUGUACCUGCAUCAGAGUCGAUUUCUUCUACAGUCCAACAAGAACACCGAUUUUGCAGGGUUUAGCUGGACAAUUCCAUUCACUUACACCACAGACGAGGAACUGAACUUCAAUCAGUCUGCAAAUAACGUUGUAUGGAUGGCACCAAAUACACAAGUGUAUGCUACAGAUGCUAGCAUCAGUAAGAUGAAUGGAUGGGUUAUCGGAAACAUACAACAUUACGGAUACUACCGUGUGAACUAUGAACAGGAAAACUGGAACGCUCUGAUUACGCAACUGAAGACCGAUUACACGAAAAUACAUGUGGUAAACAGAGGAACACUCAUUAGUGACGUAUGGGCUUUAUUCAAGGCUGGACAAGCCGAUUUAGUCACUGCCUGGGAUAUGCUUACCUACCUACAGUACGAGACUGAGUUUAUACCUUGGCAGUAUGCUUCAUCAGAGCUCGUCUACCCGAACAAUAUGUUAAUUAGGCGUCCAGCGUACGGAAAUUUUGAGCGUUUUGUGCUGAGCUUGCUUGAAGGACGAUCAUUGAAUGUGUCCUUAAACGAUAACCGUCCUACCCAGCAGAGAUCGCUGUCUAAAUUGAUAUUUAGUCUAUCCUGCCGAUAUGGUGUUCCAGAAUGUGCGACUCGUGCCAAACAGUUAUUUAAUGACUGGAAAAAUUCGGGAACAUUGAUACCACCCGAUGUCAAGGAGUCGGUGUUCUGCCGUGCAAUUAAAGAAGGAGGAGAAGAGGAGUGGAACUAUAUGUACGACGUGUACCUAAACGGACCAGCCGUGGAGCAAGCUGGAGCGCUUGGUUCACUGGGUUGUACAAGCCGUCCAUGGAUCAUUAGCAGAUACCUUGACUACAUAUUAGAUCCCUCCAAAAUAAGAAAACAAGAUUCUGCGCAAGCUUUUCUAUCACUUCUCAGAAAUACCAAUGCCUUCUAUCAGACGUUUGAGUACAUCCUAGCGAAAUGGAAAUUUAUAGUUGUGAACUACCAAUUAGAUGUGAUCAUGUUGAAUGAAAUCGUCAGCACUGCAGCCGCAGGAAUGUAUACAGACUAUGACAUUAAGAAGAUAGAAAACUGGAGAGAUGAAAUCCAUCCCGAUGGCGCCGCAAAUGUCGGCGGGUUCGAUGUUGCACUUAACCGAAUUUCCGUCAAUAUGGAGUGGCACGAUAAGUACUAUGACAGGGUGGCGAACUGGCUCGAAAACUACGUCAGAUCCGAACCGUGA
Molecule: messenger RNA, 3084 nt
Organism: Ylistrum balloti
Lineage: Eukaryota; Metazoa; Mollusca; Bivalvia; Pectinida; Pectinidae
Product: aminopeptidase N-like
Exons: 21
Coding region: 1-3084 (1027 amino acids)
Biological process (GO): proteolysis; peptide catabolic process
Cellular component (GO): cytoplasm
Molecular function (GO): zinc ion binding; metalloaminopeptidase activity; peptide binding
Source: RefSeq, a predicted model, not a curated record